UUUGCACAUUAUUGUUGUUUGCAUAGUCAUUAUUUCCAUGAAAUUUAAAAAUUUUCAGCUGACCUACUGGCCUCCAUUGGUGUUGUUAUUGUUUUUGUCUGCACUUGCAAGAGCGAGGCUCCAAUGGGGAAAGACCCCUGGUGUCAAAUUAUAUAGGGAAUAACUCAGUUUCGUGAAAUAAUAACAAAGAAUAGUUAAAUUUUCUGCUUUAUUUUCACGAAGAACAUGAAUUUGCCGUGUGUGCGACACCUGGUACACUGACUCUACAGUUACAACCAGCCACAACUCAUUCAUCCAUAAGCGAGGUACACAACGGGGAAAGAAGUUUACUUUCGAUUUCUCUAGCGGUGAUAAAUUACUAAAAUCUUUAAAUUAGAAUAUAUCAUUUUAGUUUAGGGUAACAAAACUACUAAAUAUGUUCCAUUUAAUAUGUGCCUUCUGAUAAGCAAUGUCAUUUAAGACUUAAUAAAUGGUUUAUCUUCUCAGCACGCACCUGUUCCGUGUCCCGAUUACUACAGAAUCUAGGUCAAAAUCCAUGUUAUUCAGCUAACGCCGAAAAAAAACUGGAAGCAUUUAGUGAAAUAUUGCAAAAUGAUGGAUUGUUUUCUUGCCUGGCUUCUCCAUUAAAAUGCAUACCGGUUAAGCUACGCUUGCCUACAGUCCUCUCAGGGCUUUGAUUUUCAAUGCAAUACAUUUUUUUAAUUGCACUUCUCUUUUUAUAUCGUUCCCACUACUUUCGAGUUAGUAUCUCGUGGGAACGACAUAAGAAAAGAGAAUUGCAAUAGAAGGAGUAGUGCAUGUCACCUCUGUGCCACCGUAACCUCUUCGUUUUUGCUGUAGUCCCUUUUUGUAAAGAUAAGCACUUUUUAAAAGAUAUUUUCUGCGUUUUAUUUUUGCUCUUAAACAGUACGAUUAUUGCCACGUCACUUCUUUUACCGAGCGUGAUAUCUGGACAAUAGCUAAUUUCAAAUUUUGUAAUUCCUAAAGUACCCAGUACCCAGUAUUGGAACACAUUUUGUGCAUUUUCAUGUUGAUAUAAAACACUUUGUUUGUUGAUAUUGUAGACGUGCAGCUCAACACCAAUACAUCCAGCUAUAUUUUCAACCAUAUACUGAAUAUAUAUAUUUUUCAUCAAUGUUAUAUUUAGUAUUAGGGUCCGGCUUGUGAUACAGCUAGGUUUUCAGAAAAUGAAAUUUUGAAAAAUAAAGUUAAUCAUUUGUAUAUAAACACAAUGUGUUAUCAUCUAUUCAAAGUGAAAGUGGACAGUCAAUGAACUACUCAGGAACCAGUCUGGCUAGUAAUAAUUUUCUUAAAAGGAAGUUUUACGGGAAGUAGUGAGCUGUUGAAGGUCCCUCCAAUAUCAUUACUGCAUCUACUGUUUCUCAAUAAGCAAUGUCGCAACAGGAACAGACGCCACAAAGAUCAAAGUCACCACCGCUAUCAAAGAUCCCAGUAUCAGCGGUAGAGAUGCCGGGACAGUUGACGACAACAGUUGAUGUGCAGUUUGGUAACUUCGAGUUCGGCUCAGAAAACGUACAGUUCUCAUUUGAAGGAAAUGAAACUGUAACUGAUGUUUUAACUAGUGCUAAAUCCGACAGUACCCGACCAGAGAAUACAGAUCUAAAUGACAAGAGCUCAUUUGAAUAUAGUCGCUCAUCAGCGUCAAGGAGAGGAAGAGGUCGAAGAAGACAAAACCUUGAUUUUAUAAAAGCAAGAAAUGAACGCAAACGCCAUGAACCUGAUUCCGUCGAAGGGAAACUUCCAUCAACAGCAGGAAAUAGAAGAGUCAAGGCGGAUCACGAUGAAGGACCAUGCCAUACCAAGUCAUAUAAAGGACAUGGAAAGAAAACUGACAGAGACAGAGGGAAUAAUCGCAAGGCACAUAGAUGUAAAAGAGAUACAACGAAGAAAGAUCACUUGUCCUAUAUGUUUUCUUCCGAUGAAUACAGAGAAGGCGCACAGGAAGAUACGGCAGAAAAUGAAGAAUUUUCUGCGCGAUCAAAUGGUUAUGCAGUUCAAUAUGGUGGAGAAAUUGAUGGGUGUCGAAAACAAGUAAGAAUACCAGAUCGAGCUGUUGAAAACACCAAUAACACGUUCACUGAAAAAGGUCUGGAAAACAAUACAAAUAGCCGUAAGGUAAUAGGAUUUCCAUUUUUGAAAAAGCUGAUGGGAAAAGAUGCAGGUUACAUUGUUUCUGAGCUGACAAGAACUCCGCAAUCUUUGAAAGAUUGUAUUUUAAGGACGUCAAAGGAGGAGGAUUUUCUGGAAGUGUUUCUUCGGGUUUUAGCAGAGGCGUUUAAGUCACGAACAACACCAUCGCUUAUGAUACGUCUAUUUGAAACGUUAAAAGAAAUUGGAUUCUUUGAAACACUGAUGAAAUACGUAGUAGAUUUGCUGAUAAAAGUAACUAGUGGACAGACAAGAGGAGAAAAUGUCCAGAAAGUGCUAAAGAAUAUAGUUAGCAUUAUUAUUGAACAGACAAUAAGGAAUCCAGCAUCUUUAAGCGUGUUUCUAAGAAUACACGCCUUGCUCGGUCAGGUUAUAAAUACACUUGAUAAAAACAGUAUAGCCAAUGAUGACCUUAAAUCAGAAUACCAACGUUUAACAGAACAUAAAGAAAAUAUAGAAACAGACCAAAAACAAUAUCUAGGCAGAAACCAGGAUAAGAGCCCUCCAAAUGAUUUCAGACAAUAUCCAGUAUCACCAAGCCCAGGCGAAAUAACAGGCGCUGUAAGACCAUUUCUCCGACCAAACAAAACAGAUGGGGAAUAUGAAGAUUUAGAACACUACCUUGAUGUACAAUUUCGUUUGUUGAGAGAAGAUUUUGUUGGACCUUUGCGGGAAGGGAUGGCAGAUUACAUCAGAUUAGUAACGACGGACAAGAAAAGAAACAAACGAAAAGACAAACCAAAUCUAAGACAUCUUGAUAUUAAGGUAUACGAAAAUGUAAGAGUCCACUCACCCGUUGUUACAGACAAAGGUCUUUGUUACAAAUUACUGUUAGAAAUGACCGAAAGUCUGAAACGGACAAACUGGAAAUUCAGUAAGAGGCUUAUAUACGGUUCCAUGGUGUGCCUUACAGAUAAGGACUUUAACGACUUUUUCCUUGCGACUGUGGUGGAAAGAGAAGAGAAAGAUAUCAAGAACGGGUUUUUCGUAGUUCAUUUUGAGCAGGAAGAACUGACAACGCACGAUGUUCUCCAUAAAACGUUUAGAAUGGCGGAAACGACCGGGUAUUUUGAAUCUUACAGACAUGUACUUUCAAGUCUUCAGUCUAUCAAAGAUGGAGAUCUUCCGUUUGAAAAAUACAUUGUAGGUUGUAAAAAGGUAACAAACCCACCGGCUUACUUAACACCCGAAACAACUUACGACUUGCGACCACUAGUUGACAACAAUAUCGUGUUACAAGAAAGUAGGCAACUUUGUUCACCAAGCCUAGGAAACCGUGUCAAAGCAAAAUCUAGAGCGACAUUUUCACGUGCAUCAAACGUGGCAAAAGCUGUUCCAGUCACAAAUCACAUCAUGUGGCCGUCAAAUGAAUUGCUUCAUAUGGAUAAUUCCCAGUAUAAAGCUGUCCAAACUGCUCUUACAAACGAGUUAGCAAUUAUUCAAGGUCCUCCGGGGACUGGCAAAACGUACAUCGGUUUACAGAUUGUCAAAGCUCUUCUGCAUAACAAAUCCGCUUGGGCGGGGACUAAAACGAAAAAUCGCCCGAUGUUGAUAGUAUGCUAUACUAACCAUGCUUUGGAUCAGUUUGUGGAAGGGAUCGUGAAAUUUUUUAAAGGUGAUGUUUUGCGUGUAGGUGGAAGAAGUAGUUCUGCCUCCCUUGAAGCUUUCAAUUUGAAACGGCAUCGUCAAGUGCAUCAUGGACCAAAGACAGAGCUCGGAAGAUUACAAAUUAGAAAAAGAGAGGCAUUGCGUGACCUAAAUAUUCAUUCAGAAUUAGUUCAAUUUUGGGCCGCAAAAAUACAGAUGUACCGGUCGGAGAUAGUGACAGAGAAUGUCCUAUUACCAGAAAUGGGCAAGAGAUUAUACAAUAAUCUAGUUAAUGGGUUUCGUGGCAAGAAAAAGAAAGAUGAGUUUUCAUAUAUUGGUAAAUGGCUUGGAAUAGGCUACAUACAGAAAGAAUGCAUGGAAGAGGUUUUAAGUGGGAAGAAUGGUAAGCAUACCAAAUUAAUCCGAGUGGAAGAUGACGCGACAAGGAGAAUGAGAGAAAGAAUGAUCGAUAUUGGAGAUGAAGUGAAGUUAACAGCAGACAGCGAAUCAAAAAUACACAACAUUCGCGAGGAGCAGGUGGCAUUCUUUGUUCCGAACACUAAGGCGGCUGCGCAGAAGAGCACGGAUGGAGAAAAGACAUUAAAUGCAAAGUAUCUGAAGCAUUUAAAAUCGACAAUCAUUGCUAAGAUAUCUGAUAAUGAUAUUAUGAGUGAACAUGAAGCUGAAACUAUUCCAGACGUGUGGAGACUGAAUCAUCAUACCAAGUGGAGAUUAUACCGCCUUUGGAUUCAAAAGUUAUGCACGAAGAUUUAUGACAAAAUAGAGGAGAAAAGAAGAGACUUUGAAGAAGCAUCAGAACGAUAUCAGGAAGCCUCAGCACAAGGAGAUAAGGAGAUUAUGAGACAGGCUGCUGUCAUAGGAAUGACGACAUCUGGAGCGGCAAGAUAUCAAUCAGUUCUGCGUGAUAUUGGUCCAAGAAUCAUAGUUGUUGAAGAGGCUGCAGAGGUCUUAGAGGCUCAUAUAAUUACGACUCUGAGCAAGAAAUGUGAACAUCUGAUACUCAUUGGAGAUCACAAACAACUUAGACCAAAUCCUACGGUUUACAAACUGGCUGUGAAAUAUCACCUUGACGUAUCGUUCUUCGAACGGAUGGUUACAAAUGACAUGCCUUUCAACAGUCUAGAACUACAACAUAGAAUGAGACCAGAAAUUUCCAGUAUAAUGAGACAUAUCUAUCCAGACCUCAAGGAUCAUGAACAUGUUGAAACGUACCCAAAUGUGAAGGGAAUUUCAACAAAUCUGUUCCUGAUCAAUCAUACACACUCAGAAAAUUCAAACAAAGACAUUAAGAGCUACUCUAAUCAAAAGGAGGCGGAGUACGCAGUGGCAUUGUGCCGAUACCUUCUGCUACAGGGCUAUACGAGAAACGAUAUAACCUUGUUAACAACCUAUACAGGCCAACUAAUAUGCAUUAGGAAUCUGAUGCCAAGAGAAGAAUUUGAAGGAGUAAAACUCACUGUUGUAGACAACUAUCAAGGCGAAGAGAAUGAAAUACUUAUUCUUUCUCUAGUGCGCAGUAACGAUUUCGGGAAAAUUGGAUUUCUCCAAACAGAAAACCGUAUAUGUGUGGCAUUGUCACGUGCUAAGGUCGGGUUUUACGUUCUUGGUAACUUCGACCACCUAGCCACACAUUCUACAUUAUGGAAACAAAUCUCAGACGAUAUGAAAGAAAAGGGUUAUUUUGGAGAAGGACUAAAGUUGUAUUGCCAGAACCAUCCAAAUGAAUCAGCUAUUGUAGUAAAAAGUCCUGAAGAAUUUAGAAAUGCUCCAGAAGGUGGAUGUUCGAAAAUAUGUGAAGCACGUUUACAGUGUGGCCAUAAAUGUGAGAAAUAUUGCCACGUGCUUGAUCAGAGGCAUGAAACUAUUAAAUGCCAAAAACCGUGCACAAAAACAUUAUGUGAAUUUCAACACAUAUGUCCGGACAAAUGUUAUAUGGAAUGUCGUCCCUGUAAGGAACUAGUUACGAAGACUGUGCCCAAAUGUGGACAUUCUCAGCAAGUACCAUGCGCAAUGAACCCGGAAUUGUUUUCAUGCAAAGCACCAUGCGAAAAGAAACUAAAAUGUGGCCAUAAAUGUCAAAACAUAUGUGGCGGCAACCAUUCUAGAUGUUCAGAGAAAAUACAUUUCACAUGGCCGUGCGGACACAUUUCAACAAUAUGCUGCUGGGAGGCCGAGUCAAAGCUCUGUCCAUCUCCUUGUGAGACAAUCCUAAAAUGCGAGCAUAUCUGCAGUGGAACAUGCGGAACAUGUUUUAAUGGACGCGUUCACCAGCCCUGCCGCCAAGUUUGCAGCCGUAACCUUAUUUGUAGCCAUCAGUGCAAAGAUUAUUGCGAUAAUUGCCCCCCUUGCACUGAACCAUGUAGAAACAGGUGUGUUCAUAGCAAAUGCACCAAACGAUGUGGAGAGCGGUGUAUCCCAUGCAAGGAACCUUGUAUUUGGGAGUGUUCUCAUUACAAAUGUACUAGACUGUGCAGUGAACCCUGUAACCGACUUCGAUGUAACAGAGCCUGCAACAAAACUUUGAAAUGUCAACAUAAAUGCAUAGGACUUUGUGGAGAACCAUGUCCACCGCUUUGCAGAAUAUGUGAUAAGGAACAGGUAACAGAGAUCUUUUUUGGAGACGAAGAUGAACCAGACGCAACGUUUGUCCUUCUCGAAGACUGCAGUCAUAUAUUUGAGACCAAGGCCAUGGACAAAUACAUGUUGAUCGUUAAUGUGGAUGAAGGGAUUCAGCUGAAAUGUUGUCCUUUAUGUAAGACGCCUAUCCGUAAAUGCUUACGAUAUGGAAAAAUAGUAAACCGUACGCUAAAAGAUAUUGAACGCGUAAAAAAAGAAAUAAUAGGAAAUUUCAGAAUAUAUGAAACAGUAAAACGUCAAGUUGAUGCGAUUAGUCCUAAGAACAGAACUGAUUUGCGCGCAGGCACUGGAGCAGGACGUUUAAGCCCAGAUGAGACAAAGAGAUUACAACAGUAUCAAUAUUACAUGGAUCUAUGUAAAAACGAACUUGGGAUUAGACUAGAUGAAUUACGUAAGACAAGAUUCUACACAGAAAAGCAACUGUUGACAAUACAGAACCAGCAAAGAAUUGCUGUGGCGAUUAUAGAUGUCAGACAAAAAAUAGAAUGUUUACCAAGUCUAAAAACAUCGCAACCAAAAGCUGAAAAGGAUUUGAUUUCAUUUCUUCAGGAACUUCUUCCAAAUAUAUUGCAGCCGAGAAAUUGCCUGACUGAUCAAGAGAUUGAAGACUUUAUGUCGGAAAUUGAAAGGGCAAAGGCAUAUGUCAAGCUUUUGAAACUAAGACGAGCUACUAAGUCUGCUAAGAAUGUUGCAGACGCAAAAUCCGAUAUAGAAAAAAUGGAACUACUGGUUUUAGAGGAGAGCAGAUUCACUGCUGACAAAGGAACAGAAGUACAUGAAUGUUUUGAGCGUGUCUCUCAGACUUUGAAAAUUGAGGGUCCUUGUAUAUCUGAAGAUGAAAGACUAGAGAUCAUUAAAGCCAUGGGACUAACAAAAGGACAUUGGUUUAAAUGCCCAAACAAUCAUAUUUAUGCUAUUGGAGAAUGUGGUGGAGCUACACAGCGUGGAAAAUGUCCUGAAUGUAACGCUGAUAUUGGUGGAGAGCAUCAUCGUCUAACAGAUGGUAAUCAACUUGCGAGGGAGAUGGAUGGUGCAGACUAUGCUGCAUACUCUGAGGAGGCGAACAACAUGGCAAAUUUCGACUUGAAUAAUCUACAUUAAAGAGAUAGCGUUAGUGUGAAUAACAUGGCGAGUUUCGAUUUUAACAAUCUACAUUAAAGAGAUAUUUUCAUGGCGAAAAACAUGGCAAAAUUAGAUUUAUUAAUCUACAUUAAUUAGUUACCGUUAUGGCGAAUAACAUGUUGAAAUUUGAUUUGAACAGAUAUCGCAGUGGUGGAUAACAGAUAACAAGGUGAAUUUCGAAUCGAACAAAAAACAUUAAAGAGAUAUCAAUACGGCGAAAAACAUUCAAUUUGAACAGUCUACAAUCAAGAGAUAUCGUUAUAAUAUUAUGCUGCGACUGACAGAACUCUAAAAAUGUUUUGAAAUUAAAUCUAAUGAAUAUUGACACUUAAAUUGAAAUUAAUACUAGUAUAAUUAGAGACUCACUCAUGCAAAAUCGGGUAAAUACGAGUGUUUAAAUGAUCAAACUUUCUGCGAAUGAAUAGCUUUACAAACAGAAAGCAGUUUUAACUGGAAAGGUUAAGUCAAGUUGACCAAAAUGUUCUGGUUUGAGAGUGUUUUUGCCUUUGAUAGGGUUCCGGUUUAAAGGGGUUUCAUAGAAUAUAUUGCAACCUUUACCAUAUUCAAAUAGUGUAGUUCAGUAUAAUGUACACUAAGCAACAUUUCCAACAGGAGGUGUCACAUGUAGUAGAAUGUUUGAAAUCAAAAGAAACGUACCAUUGAACAUUGUAACAAACUAAUGGUAAUAUUAUAUCAUGAAACAUUGAUUGCAUAAUAAGGCAUGUUUACAAAUUUUAGAAGUGACCCGUCCAAAAAAAAACACUAAAAGUAUUGUCAUAUUUAAGCAAAGUUUAGUUUACAUUUUUGGCAUUAGUUUGCUACAUGCGCAUACAUGUAUAUCCGGGAAAUUUGAAUGAAAGUAGACAAUCCCGUAACUAAACGGGGCAUCCGUGGCCAAGUGGUUGAGGUCGCGGACUUUAAAUUACUUGCCCCUCAUCGAUGUUGGUUCGAGCCUCACUCGGGGCGUUGAAUUCUUCAUGUGAGGAAGCCAUCCAGCUGGCUUACGGGAGGUCGGUGGUUCUAUCCAGGUGCCCGCUCGUGAUGAAAUCAUUCACGGGUCUUCCUUCAUCAAAGCUGAAAUGUCGCCUGUGUCGGUGUGACGUUAAACUCAACAGAAUAAAUAAAUAUAUAACUAAACAUCAAGAGUACUCGUGCCAAAACGGCAGCUGUUCCCAGUGCAUGUUUCAGUAGUUUUCAGCUUCUACAAACCAAUUUUUCGAAAGCCAAAACUAGUUUGAUUAGAACUAAAAUAAUUAUUUAAACACCAAUUGAUAAAGUUCCGUUCAGUCUGGAUCUCAGCCUGCAUGUGGUCAUUUUGCAAUCUCCAUUAAAAACGAGAAAUACCAAUGAAGCAUGCACCCUCUGGAAUAAAUUUACUCGAGUUGAACAAUGAACCCUUAAAUACAUUUCAGGGUCUUUCAAAAAUAAAAUUCUAUUACUGAAAGCUCCUGGUUAGAAUUUUGUUAAGUUCACAUACAAAAUGUAUUCAUUUUUUUUUUACAUACGUCAAAUGUUUUCUAAUGUAUCUUUCAUUCUCAACCAUUUGUUAUGCGUCAGAUAUAAAACCAUGAUAAAAAAUUCAAGUGUAACCAGAUAUUAUAAACAUUGUUGUACCUUGGAUAUGUAUAAAUAUUUGCACCAGGAAACCAGUUUCUUGUGUUUCCAGUUGCCAACGGGCCAUGACACUUUGCUUAUAUUUUAAAUAUGCUUAUAUGUAUAAUAAGGUAAUAGCGAAUAAUUACAUCGAAUGAUUUCAACAGCAUAGUGUACAUAUUGAUUUUAAAGUAUUGUAAAUGCAAACAUUCAUACAGUGUUCUUAUAGAUAUAUUUUUCUGAUCAUAAUAGUAUGUGAUGUAAAUACCGAAGAUUUAGUAUAACUUUGCGUUUACUUACACAGUUCAAGCUUUAUGAUUUAUUGCUCUAAAAUAUAAGAAUAGA
This is a messenger RNA of Mercenaria mercenaria, 9474 nucleotides long. Its product is annotated as NFX1-type zinc finger-containing protein 1-like. NCBI's taxonomy places the organism in Eukaryota, Metazoa, Mollusca, Bivalvia, Venerida, Veneridae. Gene Ontology annotation, biological process: regulatory ncRNA-mediated heterochromatin formation. Gene Ontology annotation, molecular function: helicase activity; zinc ion binding. The record is from RefSeq and is a predicted model, not a curated record. The coding region runs from base 1393 to 7515 and encodes 2040 amino acids. The transcript has 5 exons. Gene Ontology annotation, cellular component: nucleus; nuclear RNA-directed RNA polymerase complex.